Messenger RNA from Drosophila virilis, 2799 nucleotides. Its product is annotated as aminopeptidase N. Gene Ontology annotation, molecular function: metallopeptidase activity; zinc ion binding. Gene Ontology annotation, biological process: proteolysis. NCBI's taxonomy places the organism in Eukaryota, Metazoa, Arthropoda, Insecta, Diptera, Drosophilidae. The record is from RefSeq and is a predicted model, not a curated record. Gene Ontology annotation, cellular component: cytoplasm.
AUGAACAUCUUUAAGUCGAACGCAUACAAUUUAUUGUUUUUUCUGCCAUUUAUGUUUUUUUGCUAUAAAACAAGUCAUGCUGCUGUAAGACGUAGCAUAGAUACAUCAGCUUCCUAUGCACUUUUAACGGAUGAUCGAUUGCCAACAGAUAUUCUUCCACAAAGCUACGAAAUUCAUCUGGAACCGAACUACGAACAAGGCACAUUCAGUGGACAUGUAAAAAUUAAUUUGGUCUGGAAAUCAGACACAAAUAAAAUUGCACUUCAUGCUCAUUUUGAUUUAAAUAUCAAUCACAAAAAAAUUCUUGUACAAAUGCUUAAUAAAAAUAACAGUGAUUUACAGUUACAUAAAAACAUUACUGUACAGCGCGGCAGUCGAUUUCCUAAGAAAACAAUUUAUAUUGUUUAUCUCACAGAAAUAAUUAAGCAAGGCUCUGAAUGUGUUUUAGAAAUUCCGUUUGAAGGAUACAUUUGGGAGAGUGCAGAAGGACUUUUUAAAGGAUCUUAUUCAAAUUUGACCUAUUUAGCCACUUACUUAAGACCAAAUAACGCUCGACGGUUGUUUCCAUGCUUCGAUGAACCUAGAUUCAAAGUACCAUUUACAGUCUCCAUAACAAGAUCCAGGCAUUUAAUUACCAUUUUUAAUACACCGGUUGCUCGGACAAGUGAACACUCAAUUCUUAAAGACCAUGUAAUAGAUCAUUUUGAACAAACUCCACCUAUGUCCACUUUUACAUUUGGCUUUGUGACAUCAGCACUUUUUAAAUUAAAAGAUGACUUGAAAACGGCAAGGAAUUCAACAGAUCCCGUUAUUAAUUUUUGGAGUUUUCAAGAUCGAACAAAUCAAUUAAAGCACAUUUAUAAAAAAACUCUCCUUGCUUAUAAAACUAUUCAAAAUUAUUUUGGAAUACCUGUACCUAUUUCUAAAAUUGAUGUGGUUGUCAUACCUGAACUGCCAAUAGUGCGUCCGGUGGAUAAUUGGGGUUUGUUGUUGUUUAAAGAAAGCGUUAUUACACAAAAUCGUUAUUAUGACAUAGCACAGGAGCUUAUAUAUCAAUGGAUUGGUUCGUGGGUGACUCCUGAAUGGUGGACUGACGAUCAUCUUAAUAAAGCGCUGGCAAGUUUUUUAGCAUCAGAAACUGUUAUAAAGUUAGAUGGAGGAGUCGAGUUUAAUGGAAAAUAUCCAAUGACUACCCUUUAUUCAUUAUACUAUGAAUUCAGUAAAAGAUAUCCACAUUCACGUAUUACUGCAAUGAAGCAAGAGACAAUUUCUUACAAAACCGAACUUGUUAUACGCAUGCUAAACUUUACCUUGGGUAAGGACACGUUGCAAAAAGGAUUGAAAAAGUUUAUUGAAGAUUAUCAGUAUAAAACAUUUGUUGGAGAUGAUCUUUGGAGUGCGUUGACGUCGCAGGCGCUAAAGGAUGGAACGCUAAAAAGCCAAUACAGACUGACUGAUAUUGUCGGUACAUGGCUUGCCUAUCAACGCCUACCAGUCAUUACUGUCCACAGGGAUUAUGAAACUAAUACUGCGACUAUACAACAAAAAGUGUAUCUUAGAGAAAGACCACAUGAUGUACCAGAUCAAGACAAAAUGCUUUGGUGGAUUCCAAUUAUUAUUAAUCAACAAGAUACACUUAAUUUCUCUAAUAGCAGUCCUUAUGUGUGGAUGGAAAAGACUCGGCAAAUAAAUAUCAAUAAUAUGCCAGGAAAUGAUAAAUUUAUUAUUAUAAACCAGGAAGAAAUUGGUCCAUUCCCAGUUAAUUACGACGAAGAAAAUUGGAAAAUGCUCUCAGCAUUUCUGCAAACUGAGAUUGGACGCACCGUAGUACCAACAUAUACGAGGGCAAAACUAUUACAUGACGCUUGGAACCUCGCUUACGCUGGUGAUUUAAGUUUUGCUACUGCCUUCAACAUGACACUAUUUAUGAAAUUCGAGCGAAAUCAUAUCAUAUGGAAUCCGGUCUUCACAUUCAUUGAUCAAAUUGGUCGGCGUAUUGAUAUGUCAGAGGUUCAUAAAAAAUUUGAGGAAUAUGUUUUAGCUCUUCUAACGCCAUUAUAUGAGGAAUUAGGAGCUGAAAUUGAAACAGAAGAUAACUGGAAAAAAGACUUACGCUCAUUAACUAAAAGAUUUUUGUGUCGUUCAGGUUUUCGUCCAUGCAUUAAAGAAGCUAAGGAUGCAUACAAAGUCUGGCUAAACAUGGCCACCCCAAAUUUGGAAAAUCCGGUACCAAAUCAUUAUAUUUGCCCUGUUUUUAAGUGGGGUUCCACUGAUGAAUGGCAAUUUGGACUUGAACGAGUGAUUCAGUUUCCAAAAACACGAAUACAGAGUGAAAGAACCUAUUUAUUAAAGACCCUAGCUGGUUGUUCCACCCAGUCCGAAAAGAUCUACCGACUGCUAGAAUUGUCGAUUUUUGAAGAACAUUCCAAUUUCACCGAAAAUGAUCAAUUCUUAAUUUUUUCCUCACUAACCGGAAGCUCCAGUGGCUAUUACACAUUAUUUAAUUUCUUAUCUGAAUAUUGGACGCCGAUUCGGCAGAAAUUUAAAAAUAACACCAAUUUAUGGGAUCAUUUAAUAGGUUCAGCAACCGGGUUUUUUCUGACUCAAAAAGGCUAUGACAUGGUAAAGGAGCUUUAUGAGAAGCAUUCUGGAGAUUUCGGGAGUGCACAACACAUAAUUGAAAAGUCUCUCCGCAACAUAAGAGAAGAAACACUGUGGAGUAAAGAGAAUUUGCCAGUCAUUGAAACUUGGCUUAAUAACUUUUUAUCCAAAAAUUAAAGUAUCAUUUUAGAAAAAUAA